Molecule: messenger RNA, 768 nt
Organism: Saccoglossus kowalevskii
Lineage: Eukaryota; Metazoa; Hemichordata; Enteropneusta; Harrimaniidae
Product: gamma-glutamylcyclotransferase-like
Molecular function (GO): gamma-glutamylcyclotransferase activity
Source: RefSeq, a predicted model, not a curated record
GGUAAAAUCACCUUUGCCCUACCGAUGACACAGAUGAUGUUUUAGUCCCGGUUUUAGUUGAAAAACAGGUAGAUCUUCGUACGAUACCCGCACGCGACUGAACGUUAAGAUAUAUGUGAACAUGUCGUCGACAUUCCGAUACUUCGCUUACGGCAGUAACUUGCUAAAGGAAAGAAUUCAUAUUAAUAAUCCUUCCGCUGAGUUCAUUGGUGUUGCACUGUUGAAGAAUUACAAACUGGCAUUUGGUAAUUGCAAGCGUGUACUACAGCAUCAUAAAUCAAAUUCUCACUGGGGAGAUGGUGGAGUUGCAACAAUCUUGAAAUCCGAAGGUGACAAUGUCUGGGGUUCUGUAUGGAAGAUUAACAUGGAUCAUAUGGCUGCCUUAGAUAGCCAGGAGGGUGUAUCAGAACGUUACUACGACCCAUUAGAAGUGGUUGUUCAUACACUGGAUAAUGAUGAACUUGUUUGCCGCACAUAUCAACAAACAGAAUGUGAACUGUGUGAUCCGACACCUCAGUAUCUCUCUGUAGUACAAGAUGGCGCUAAACAAAGUGGACUUCCUAAUACCUAUCUAUCGUUUCUAAUGUCAAUCAAACACAAUAACUAUCAAGGAGAAUCCAGUAUUUAUCAGCAAGUUCAAGAGAAGAAAUUGGAUGGGUUAAAAGAGUAGAGUUAUUCCAUAGACAAUCUACACAUACACUCAAAAUCUUCUGAAUGUAAUUUUAAAUGAUAUUUCUGUUAUUUCAUUAUUGUAGAAUGCUACACAAC